Kockovaella imperatae is the source of this 1434-nucleotide messenger RNA. Its product is annotated as serine hydroxymethyltransferase. Gene Ontology annotation, biological process: tetrahydrofolate interconversion; L-serine catabolic process; folic acid metabolic process. Gene Ontology annotation, cellular component: cytoplasm. The coding region runs from base 1 to 1434 and encodes 477 amino acids. NCBI's taxonomy places the organism in Eukaryota, Fungi, Basidiomycota, Tremellomycetes, Tremellales, Cuniculitremaceae. The transcript has 9 exons. Gene Ontology annotation, molecular function: glycine hydroxymethyltransferase activity; pyridoxal phosphate binding; zinc ion binding. The record is from RefSeq and is a predicted model, not a curated record.
AUGUCUUCCACAGUCCCCGUCCCCAAAGAUUUCAACGCCUGCUUGUACACUUCGCUGGCAGAGGCUGACCCCGAAGUCAACAAGAUCAUCGAAGAUGAGACUUGGCGACAGUUCUCUGGUCUCGAGCUCAUCGCCUCCGAGAACUUGACCUCUCUGGCCGUCAUGGAAGCCAACGGAUCCAUCUUGACGAACAAAUACUCUGAAGGUCUUCCAGGUGCCCGAUACUACGGUGGUAACGAGCACAUUGACAUUCUCGAGAACCUCUGUCGAGACCGAGCUCUCAAGGCUUUCAACCUUGACCCCAAGAUCUGGGGUGUCAACGUUCAGCCCUACGCCGGUUCCACUGCCAACUUCGCCGCCUUCACCGCUCUCAUCCAGCCCCAAGACAGAAUCAUGGGUCUUGGUCUCCCCGACGGUGGACACUUGACUCACGGUUACUACACUGCCAAGAAGAAGAUCACCGCUUCCUCCAUCUACUUCCAAUCCUUCCCUUAUCAGGUUGACACCAAGACCGGUCUCAUCGACUACGACCGAUUGGAAACCAAUGCCAAUCUCUUCAAGCCCAGACUCGUCAUCUGCGGUGCCUCUGCCUACCCUCGGGACUGGGACUACGCUCGACUCAGAGCCAUUGCUGAUGCUCAAGGCGCCUACCUCAUGAUGGACAUGGCUCAUAUCUCUGGUCUCGUCGCUGCCGCCGAGCAAAACUCUCCUUUCGAGGUCUGUGACGUCGUCACUACCACCACACACAAGACCUUGCGAGGUCCUCGAGCCGGUCUUAUCUUCUUCCGAAAGGACAAGGAGGCCGACAUUGAGGCCAGAAUCAACGCUUCCGUCUUCCCCGCUUGCCAGGGUGGUCCCCACAACAACACCAUUGCCGGUAUCGCCGUCGCUCUCAAGCAAGCUGCCGACCCUGCUUUCAAGGCUUAUGCCAAGCAGGUCCGAGCCAAUGCCGCUGCGAUGGCUGCCGUUCUCUUCAAGCACGGCUACCGCCUGCAAACCGAUGGUACUGAGAACCACUUGGUACUCUGGGAUCUCCGUCCUCUCGGCUUGACCGGAUCCAAGGUUGAGAAGAUUUGUGACGCCGCCCACAUCACACUCAACAAAAACGCUGUUGCUGGUGACAAAUCCGCUCAGGUUCCAGGUGGUGUUCGCAUCGGUGCUUCUGCCCUUACCUCCCGAUCUAUGGUUGAGAAGGAUGUCGAGCAAGUCGCCGAGUUCCUGCACCGAGUCGUCCAGAUCUCCCUCACCACCCAGAAAGAGGCUGGAUCCAAACUCCUGAAGGACUUCGUAACGGCGUACGAAUCUGGCAAUGGUGAAGCCCCCAAACUCAUCGCCGAGCUCAAGAAGGACGUCAUGAAGUUCGCUACCGGGUUCCCUCUCCCUGGUGUCCCUGACACUUCCGUCAUCAAGCGACCAGCUGGUGUCGACCUCUAA